This is a messenger RNA of Aspergillus clavatus NRRL 1, 255 nucleotides long. It is a transcript of the gene dph3, whose product is annotated as CSL family zinc fnger-containing protein. Gene Ontology annotation, molecular function: metal ion binding. Bases 1 to 255 code for a protein of 84 amino acids. Gene Ontology annotation, biological process: protein histidyl modification to diphthamide. The record is from RefSeq and is a predicted model, not a curated record. Lineage: Eukaryota; Fungi; Ascomycota; Eurotiomycetes; Eurotiales; Aspergillaceae. The transcript has 2 exons.
AUGGCCGACGAAGCACUUUCCAUUUACGAUGAAAUCGAAAUUGAAGACAUGGUAUUCGAUCCGAACCUCCAAAUCUACCACUACCCGUGCCCCUGUGGCGACAGAUUUGAGAUUGCGAUCGAUGACUUGCGCGACGGCGAAGACAUUGCCGUUUGCCCUAGUUGCAGUCUUAUGAUCCGGGUCAUCUUUGAUGCGUCUGAUCUUCCCAAGGACGGUAACCAGCCAGUGCCAGGCGCAGUCUCCGUGCAAGCGUAA